Messenger RNA from Nannospalax galili (Upper Galilee mountains blind mole rat), 566 nucleotides. RefSeq names its product NADH:ubiquinone oxidoreductase subunit A11 (gene Ndufa11). Gene Ontology annotation, biological process: mitochondrial respiratory chain complex I assembly. The coding region runs from base 95 to 520 and encodes 141 amino acids. The record is from RefSeq and is a predicted model, not a curated record. The transcript is spliced from 4 exons. NCBI's taxonomy places the organism in Eukaryota, Metazoa, Chordata, Mammalia, Rodentia, Spalacidae.
CCGUACCAGAAGUCUCGCGAGAGUUGUCGGGCGGCUGCCCUUGAGUUCGCGGAGGCGAAUUGAGGGUUUCGAACGCGGCCUGCAGCGCGCGGCCAUGGCACAGAGGCUCUUUGGUCUGUACACAGACAUCCCCGACGGCACCGAGUGUCACCGUAAGACCUACGCCAGCACCGCCAUUGGCGGUGGCGCCGGCCUUCUGGCCUCUGCCUACAGCGUGAUACUCAACCCUGCGGACUCCGCUCUGGAAGCAGUGGCCAGGAUUGGCCGGUACACGUUCACUGCAGCUGCCAUUGGAGCCAUGUUUGGCCUCACAACGUGUGUCAGUGCCCAGGUCAGAGAAAAGCCGGACGACCCCCUCAACUACUUCUUUGGAGGCUGUGCAGGAGGCCUGACCCUGGGAGCCCGAACUCACAGCUACGGGACAGCAGCCGUGGGCUGCAUAAGCAUGGGUACGGCUGCUGCCUUCCUGAAGAUUGGUCAGCUGGAGGGCUGGGAGCUCUUCCCAAAGCCCAGGGUAUGAGUGGAUCCUUGGCAGUGAAUAAACGGUGUAUCCCUGUCUACCAGCA